AUGUUUAAACCACCCAAUAACUGCACGGCGUUACCUGUAGAAGGUCGCCGGGGAAGUGGAUCGGAUUCCGGCGGAAAGAGAAUGGCUGUUACCAGUGAGAGAUCACUGUCUGAAGGGAAGGUUUGGAGUCUCUGCAGAAUGCCAUUUUGGCACUCCAGCAAUGCUGAUGCUUCUUCUUCAUCUUCUUCUUCCCUGAGUGUUCACCACCAAAACCAGCUUGUGGAUCAACCUGAUGUCCAUUCUCUGACUUUGGUCUCGUCCGUGGCAAAGUCUUUUCUUCCAACUCGGCGCCGACUCAGUCUUGAUCUCCCCAACAAACUCUACUUUCCCUAUGAGCCUGGUAAACAAGUCAAGAGUGCAAUCAGGAUCAAAAACAUCAGCAAGUCUCAUGUAGCUUUCAAGUUUCAAACAACUGCACCGAAGAGUUGUUGCAUUCGUCCUCCUGGUGAAAGUCUAAUUGCAACUGUAUUCAAGUUUGGGAGCAUCCAGAGAACGAUGAGAAAAUACAAGGUCUGA
This is a messenger RNA of Ilex paraguariensis (yerba mate), 516 nucleotides long. NCBI's taxonomy places the organism in Eukaryota, Viridiplantae, Streptophyta, Magnoliopsida, Aquifoliales, Aquifoliaceae. The record is from the annotation of a GenBank genome assembly.